Molecule: messenger RNA, 1733 nt
Organism: Perca flavescens (yellow perch)
Lineage: Eukaryota; Metazoa; Chordata; Actinopteri; Perciformes; Percidae
Gene: smyd5
Product: SMYD family member 5
Exons: 13
Coding region: 43-1296 (417 amino acids)
Biological process (GO): negative regulation of gene expression, epigenetic
Molecular function (GO): protein binding; histone H4K20 methyltransferase activity
Source: RefSeq, a predicted model, not a curated record
UCAGUGUCAGAGUUGAAAGGACAAAGGUCGUCACUCAGAAACAUGGCUGCUCCCCUGGAUGACAUGUUUUCCUUCUGCGUGGACCCCGGUAAAGUGUCCACCUGCGUGGAUGUCCGAUUUAUAGACAAUAUUAAGGGUAAGGGUCUCUUCGCCAAAAAGAGCAUCAAGAAGGGAGACACCAUUUUUUUUGAACGGCCUCUGGUCUCUGCCCAGUUCCUGUGGAAUGCUUUGUAUAAAUAUAAAGCCUGCGAGUACUGCUUACGUGCUCUGGAGACUGCAGAGGAGAAUGCGAGGAGACUAAGUGGCAUCCCUGGACUAAGCCUUCCUCACCCAGAGCUCUGCCGUGUUCGACCAGAGCUGCACCAAGCCUGCCCUCAAUGCCAAGUGAUGUACUGUAGCAGCGAGUGUCGACAAGCUGCAGCUGAUCAGUACCAUCGAGUUCUAUGUUUGGGUUCCUCCCAGGACGAUCCGGACCACCCCAUCAACAAGCUGAAAGAUGCAUGGAGGAGUAUGCAUUAUCCCCCAGAGACCUCCAGCAUCAUGCUCAUGGCCAGAAUGGUAGCUGUGGUCAAACAGGCCAAAGACAAAGCACCCUGGCAGAAGCUGUUUUCGCACUUCUGCAGCCGGACAGGUAAUGAGGAAGAGGAGAUCGCCCAUAAGCUCCUGGGAGAGAAGUUCAGAGGGCAGCUGGUCUUGUUGCACAGCCUUUUUAAAUCAGCACUUUAUGAUGAGCAUCUGAGUCGGUGGUUUGUCCCGGAGGGUUUCCGCUCUCUGUUCGCUCUUGUGGGAACCAACGGACAAGGCAUCGGUACCAGCUCCUUGAGUCGGUGGGUUCAUGCCUGUGAUGCACUUGAGCUUCCUGCCCAACAGAAGGAGCAAUUGGACUCUUUUAUCGACCAGCUAUACAAGGACAUUGAGAAAGAAACGGGAGACUUUCUAAACUGUGAGGGUUCUGGACUUUUUCUGCUUCAAAGCUCAUGUAACCACAGCUGCAUUCCCAACGCAGAGGCGUCCUUCCCCGACAACAAUUUCCUGCUUCAGCUCAGUGCCCUUAGUGACAUCAACCCAGGAGAGGAGAUCUGCAUCAGUUAUUUGGACUGCUGUCAGCGGGACCGAAGCCGUCAUAGCAGACACAAAAUUCUGAGGGAGAACUACCUGUUUGUCUGCUCGUGUCCAAAGUGCAUCUCCCAGAUGGAUGAGCUGGACGUAACCUCAGAGGAGGAAGAGGAAGAAGAAGGCGAGGCAGAAGGUGAAACAGAGGGGGAUGAAAUGGAAGAUGAGAUGACAGAUGUCUGAUGAAAGACUUGCCCAUAUUGUUCUCAGCCGUUCCCUUUCCUGCCACCGCGCUAAGCAACCUAAGGAAUAAAGACCAGUUGAAACCAUGAUCUGCAUUUCACCUGAACUGUCCAAAUGUCUUAUCAACGCAUUCCACUCAUUCUUUGUCCAGUUUUAGAGAUCAGCCACAGAACACUGUGUGUCAGUAUUGGGGCAGUGACAGUUUUUGUUGUUUUCGCUUUACUUCAGCACACUGAGGGGUAUGAAUGAAUCAAAGACUAUAACUUUCAGGCUUUGUGGGUGAACAGAUAAUGAUUGGUAGUUUUUUUUUUUUUUACACUUGGGGACUAUAUAAAAAGGCUGACAUUUCUAAACAGUUUAUUGAAUGUGGAUGUAAACACCUUUUUAAAUCUACAUUAAUUAAAAAACAUUCUGGCCACUUGGGGGCAGCACCACAA